CUCCGAUCCAGUUCCCCAUCCACAUCCCACGCAAAGCAGAACGCCAUGUUCCAACCCCGUCUCCUAGCGCCCCUCCGGGCCCUAGAACGAGGCCUCCCGACCCUCCGCAAAGCCCACCACAGCACCACAGCCACGGCCUCUCUCCUCCGGCCCCGGACCACCAUCACCUCCAUCCCAACAACCAGAACCACAACAACCUCCCUCCUCACCUCCGCCCGCACCACCCCCUCGAUCUCGAUAACCUCCUUCCCCCUGCAACCAGCCUCCAUCUCCCUCUCUCAAAUCCAGAUCCGCCACGCCUCGCACGCCACCCAAGGUGCCGCCAACCGCCACUCCCGCGAUCCGGCCGGAAAACGCCUCGGCGCGAAGCGCGCCGGCGGCGAAUACGUGGUGCCCGGAUGCAUCAUCUUCAAGCAGCGCGGCACGAAAUGGUUCCCCGGCGAGAACUGCGCCAUGGGCCGCGACCACACCAUCUACGCGAGUGAGGCCGGCUAUGUGCGGUAUUACCUGGAUAAGGAGCGGCAUCCGGAUCGGAAGUUUAUUGGGGUCGUGUUUGAGAAGGAGGGUGUGCUGCCCGUGCCGAGGAAUGCGCCCACUCGGAGGAGAUUGGGGAGGGUGGCGGUGAAGUUUGAGCCCGAGCUGGAAGUCCAGGGUGAGAGUACUGGGAAGACGGGGGAUCUGGUGGCCGAGGUGAAUGUGGGUGCCCAGGGUGAGGGCGAGGGUGUGGUUGUGGGGAGUGUCGAGGCGGAGAAGGCCGGUGAUGGGUUGCAGCUUCGUCCGGGUUAUAUGUAUCGUGAGGCGAAUUGGGUGAUUGGAAGAGCCGCGGAGAAGGCGGGCAUCACGGCCAAGCCAUUUGAUCGGGGUAAUCGGUGGUUGGCGUGGAGGAAGAGACAGGCUAGGGCUGAUAAGGCGGCCCAGUUGAAGAGUUUGAAGGGUAAGAAGAAGAAGAAGGGUGGGAAAUAGAGUAUGAUAGAGGAGAUGGGGUGAGCUGUCUGUUGGCAAGGUUCGGAUCUGCUAUGUAUGACCUUGUUGUGAUAUUGUUAUGGGUUUUAGGAUGUUUCUCUGUCAGUUGUAUGUAUGUAUGUAUUAUAAGAUAAGACGUUUACUACUACUCUCUUUCGUUGGACGUGCAUGGACAAUAUGGGAGGCAAUCGUAGAAGCAAGCUAU
Messenger RNA from Aspergillus heteromorphus CBS 117.55, 1168 nucleotides. RefSeq names its product mitochondrial 54S ribosomal protein bL27m. Gene Ontology annotation, cellular component: mitochondrial large ribosomal subunit; ribosome. Gene Ontology annotation, molecular function: structural constituent of ribosome. The transcript has a single exon. Gene Ontology annotation, biological process: translation. The record is from RefSeq and is a predicted model, not a curated record. Lineage: Eukaryota; Fungi; Ascomycota; Eurotiomycetes; Eurotiales; Aspergillaceae. The coding region runs from base 46 to 963 and encodes 305 amino acids.